GAAAGGGAAGACUGCCUGUUUUGCAGGCAUUGCACCUUGUUUGCGUCUUAAGGCAGUUUCUCUUCCUUGGCCAGGUGUGGUGGUGGUAAGCAUGCAGGCAAGUGGAAUGGAGCUGUGGCUGUGUGUUUUGUUCGUAGCUACCAGUGCUGCACUGCUGAUGGUGAGCUGGAGUAGAGGUCACUUGUUAUGGUCAGUGGGGCUUGUGGUGGUGGAGGUGACACUAUGCUAUUGGGUAUCAAAUGGAAGUGUGGCAGUGAUACUACUGAGUGCCAGCUGUGCUUGCUGUGUGAUCCACUUCACUGCAGGAAGAAAAGAGGACAUGUUGCCUGUGAAAGGCAAAGCAGUGCUCAUUACAGGUUGUGACUCUGGUUUUGGCCACAAUCUCGCUAAAACCCUGGACAGAGCUGGGAUGAAAGUGUAUGCUGGAGUGCUGGAGGAGUCCGGACCUGGUGCACGGGAGCUCAGGGAAGUUUCAUCUGCACAGCUUACCGUCCUACAGAUGGAUAUCACAAACAUCAACCAAAUCUCUGAAGUUCAUAAGCUUAUCAAGAGUCAAAUAGGAGAGGCAGGCCUUUGGGGACUGGUGAACAAUGCAGGAGUGCUUGGAAGUAUGUGUAAUGGAGAACUUCUUCCCAUGGGAAUAUUAAGAAAAAUCCUGAAUGUGAAUUUUGUUGCUGGUGUGGAGGUGACCAAAGUUUUCCUGCCUUUGAUAAGACAAGCACAAGGAAGGAUUGUGUGUGUGUCCAGUAUGUCAGGAGAAGUUCCGAUGCCUGGUUUUGCUGCAUAUGGAGCAUCUAAGGCAGCCGUGACUUCUUUCUUUGGAGUGCUGAGACAGGAGCUGUCCUGCUGGGGUAUAAAAGUGGCCAUUAUUCAGCCAUCGGGCUUCAAGACGAACAUUUUAGGCAAUCAAGAGGAAUGGAAUAAAAUCCAAAAGGAGAUCUUCAGCACCCAGCCCCAAGAAGUAAUAGAUGCAUACGGAAAAGAGUACAUCUGCUCUUUGCUGCACCGUUUAAAUAACAUGGAGGCUCAAGGCUGUGCUGAUUUCGGACCAGUUCUAGACGAUCUACAACAUGCGUUACUCUCAGAAAAGCCAAGGCCCUUUUACUUCCCGGGACGCGGUGCCUGGGUCAUUCCAUUCUUCCAAAGGAUCGCUCCAGUUUGGCUGUCUGAUGCCAUUUUUGCACAGAUAUUUAGGUACAGGAAGUUCAGCCAAGUAGGUGCAACUUCCAAUAAAUGAAUGCUUUAGACUGAGAAUAUGCGCCAUGAUGUAACUUUAGUGCAUAUGUGCUAUUGAUGCCAAUACACCACUGUAGGUCUAUGUACUUAAAGCUUUAAAAAAACAAAACAAAAAAAAAGACCACUAAACAAACCUCUCUCUCUCUCUCUCUCUCUCUCUCUCUAAUUGGGCAAGUGACUGGUGUGCAGUUUCAUUAUUAUUAUUAUUUAUUAUUAUUAUUUAACCAGGCUUGUCCCAUUGAGAUCGAAUAUCUCUUUUACAAGAGAGACCUGGCCAAGAAUGGCAGCACAAAAAAAACAACAGUUUCAGCACAUUGUCACAUUAAACAUAGACAUAAAUACAAAUAAACAAUUGAAUUUACAAAAUCAGGUCAAGAUCAAAUAAGACAUUUCCAUUCAAAUAAAACAUUUGCACUCAUGAAACAAUACACUGACUUCUGAGUUCUUAUCUCUGGUCAGGCCUUUGGGGACUGGUGAACAAUGCAGGAGUGCUUGGAAGUAUGUGUAAUGGAGAACUUCUUCCCAUGGGAAUAUUAAGAAAAAUCCUGAAUGUGAAUUUUAUUGCUGGUGUGGAGGUGACCAAAGUUUUCCUGCCUUUGAUAAGACAAGCACAAGGAAGGAUUGUGUGUGUCCAGUAUGUCAGGUAUAUUGCAUUUUCUACUCUGCAGAGCACUAUAAUGUAGUUACACCAUAUUAUGUUUAUAGCAUCAUAUCCAAUAAAGGUCUAUAAAGGCUUUUUAUGUGCUUUUAUCUUAAUCUUAAAGUCCUAUCUAAAGGUAACAUGCUCUAAAGUUUGGUUACCAACAUGAUUUUUUGUGUCAGGACUUUCUCUCAUGUUAGCACAAGUUUUUACAUUAUAAAGGAACAUUUUAAAAUAAGGUGGCACGGUGGAGUAGUGGUUAGCACUAUUGCCUCACAGUAAGAAGGUUCUGGGUUCGAGCCCAGUGGCUGACGGGGCCUUUCUGUGCGGAGUUUGCAUGUUCUCCCUGUGUCUGCGUGGGUUUCCUCCGGGUGCUCUGGUUUCCCCCACAGUCCAAAGACAUGCAGGUUAGGUUAAUUGGUGGCUCUAAAUUGACCGUAGGUGUGAAUGGUUGUUUGUGUCAGCCUUGUGAUGGUCUGGUGACUUGUCCAGGGUGUACCCCACCUCUUGCCCAUAGUCAGCUGGGAUAGGCUCCAGCUUGCCCACAACCCUACACAGGAUAAGCAGUUACAGAUCAUGGAUGGAUGGAUGGGAUAGGGCAUGUUUACCGCUGUGCUGCAUCACCUCUUCUUUUAACAACAGUCUGUGAAUGUUUGAGGACUGAGGAGACUAAUUACUGUAGUUUUGAAAGUGCAAUGUCCCAUUCUAGGAUUUCAGCUGCUCAACAGUUCAGUGUCUCUUUUUUCAUAUUUUUCAUGUCAUAAUGUGCCAAAUAUUAAAAUAAGAAGACCUUUAUUAUCGCACAAUGGGGAAAUUUCCUGUUUGCAGCAGCACAGAAGGAGACAGGUCUGGACUACAAACAGGCCAGUUUAGCACCCGGACUCUUUUACUAUAGAACAAUGCAGUUGUAAUAUGUGCAGAAUGUACCUUGGCAUUAUGUUGCUGUAAUAAGCAAGGCCUUCCUUGAAAAAGAUGUCGUCUGGAUGACAGCACGUUGCUCCAAGACCUGUAUACAUCAUUCAGGCUGUGCAAAUAUGCAAGCUACACAUGCCAUGUGCACUAACGUACCCCAUACCAUCACAGAUGCUGGCUUUUGAACUGUGUAUCCGAUGAUAAGUCGGAUGGUCCCUCUCCUCUUUAGCCCGGAGGAUAGUGUCCGUGAUAUUUAAAAAAAAAAAAAUCAAAUCAGAUUCUUUCACAGAGUGGUGAACCCCUCCCCAUCUUUACUUCUGAGAGACUCAGCCUUUCUUGGAUGUUCUUUUUAUGUCCAAUCAUGUUACUGACCUGUUGCCAAUUCACGGAAUUAGUUUUAAUUAUUAUUUUUUAGCAUUACACAACUUUUUCCAGUCUUUUGUUGCCCUGUCCCAACUUUUUUGAAACA
Molecule: messenger RNA, 3257 nt
Organism: Neoarius graeffei (lesser salmon catfish)
Lineage: Eukaryota; Metazoa; Chordata; Actinopteri; Siluriformes; Ariidae
Gene: hsd17b2
Product: hydroxysteroid (17-beta) dehydrogenase 2
Exons: 5
Coding region: 92-1237 (381 amino acids)
Molecular function (GO): oxidoreductase activity
Source: RefSeq, a predicted model, not a curated record